Messenger RNA from Carlito syrichta (Philippine tarsier), 3105 nucleotides. It is a transcript of the gene ERAP1, whose product is annotated as endoplasmic reticulum aminopeptidase 1. The record is from RefSeq and is a predicted model, not a curated record. Lineage: Eukaryota; Metazoa; Chordata; Mammalia; Primates; Tarsiidae. The transcript is spliced from 18 exons. Gene Ontology annotation, biological process: proteolysis; peptide catabolic process. Bases 4 to 2817 code for a protein of 937 amino acids. Gene Ontology annotation, cellular component: cytoplasm. Gene Ontology annotation, molecular function: metalloaminopeptidase activity; zinc ion binding; peptide binding.
AAGAUGGUGUCUCCGUCUCUCCAAUGGCCCCUUGGAACCAUGUCAUUUCUACUUCCCUUGCUGUUGAGUCUCUUAACUGUGUCCACUCCUUCAUGGUGUCAGAGCCAUGAAGCUAGUGACGGGACACCCUUUCCUUGGAAUAAAAUGCGACUUCCUGAGCAUGUCAUCCCAGUUCACUACGAUCUCACGAUCCAUGCAAAUCUCACUACACUGACUUUCCAGGGAACCAUGGAAGUAGAAAUCACAGCCAGCCAGUCUACCAGUACCAUCAUUCUGCAUAGUCACUACCUGCAGAUAUCAAAGGCCACCCUCAGGAAAGGAGCUGGAGAGAAGCCGACUGAAGAACCCCUGAGGGUCCUGGAACAUCUCCCCCAUGAGCAAAUUGCACUUCUGGCUCCUGAGCCUCUCCUUGUUGGGUUUCCGUACAUCGUUGUCAUCCACUAUGCCGGCAAUCUUUCGGAGAGUCUCCAUGGCUUUUAUAAAAGCACCUACAGAACCACGGAAGGGGAAGUGAGGAUACUUGCGUCAACACAGUUUGAACCCACUGCAGCUAGAAUGGCCUUUCCCUGCUUUGAUGAACCUGCCCUCAAAGCCACUUUCUCAAUCAAGAUUAGAAGGGAGCCAAGGCACAUGGCCAUCUCCAAUAUGCCACUGGUGAAAUCUGUGACUGUAGCUGAAGGACUCAUAGAAGACCAUUUUGAUGUCACUGUGAAGAUGAGCACCUACCUGGUGGCCUUCAUUAUUUCAGAUUUUGAGUCUGUCAGCAAGAUGACCAAGAGUGGAGUCAAGAUUUCUGUAUAUGCUGCGCCAAACAAGAUAAAUCAAGCAGAUUAUGCACUGGAAGCGGCGGUGACUCUUCUAGAAUUUUUUGAGGAUUAUUUCAACAUACCAUAUCCCCUACCCAAACAAGAUCUUGCUGCUAUUCCUGACUUUCAGUCUGGUGCUAUGGAAAACUGGGGACUGACAACAUAUAGAGAAUCUUCUCUACUGUUUGAUGCAGAAACGUCUUCUGCGUCAAGUAAGCUUGGCAUCACAAUGAUUGUAGCCCAUGAACUUGCCCACCAGUGGUUUGGGAACCUGGUCACUAUGGAGUGGUGGAAUGACCUUUGGCUAAAUGAGGGAUUUGCCAAGUUUAUGGAGUUCGUGUCUGUCAGUGUGACCCACCCUGAACUGAAAGUUGAGGAUUAUUUCUUUGGCAAGUGUUUUAAUGCGAUGGAGGUAGAUGCUUUAAACUCCUCACACCCUGUGUCCACACCUGUGGAGAAUCCUGCUCAGAUUCGAGAGAUGUUUGAUGAUGUUUCUUAUGAAAAGGGAGCAUGUAUUCUGAAUAUGCUAAGGGAGUAUCUUGGUGCUGAUGCAUUUAAAAGUGGUAUUGUACAGUACCUCCAGAAGUACAGCUAUAAAAACACCAAAAACGAGGACCUGUGGAAUAGCAUGGCAAGCAUUUGCCCUACAGAUGGCACACAAGGGAUGGAUGGCUUUUGCUCUAGAAGCCAGCAUUCGUCUUCAUCCUCACACUGGCGUCAGGAAGGCCUGGAUGUGAAAACCAUGAUGAACACCUGGACACUGCAGAAGGGUUUUCCCUUGAUAACCAUCACAGUGAGAGGGAGGAACGUUCACAUGAAGCAAGAGCACUACAUGAAGGGGUCUGAUGAUGCCCCAGAAACUGGAUACCUGUGGCAUGUUCCAUUGACAUUCACCACCAGCAAAUCAGACAUGGUCCAUAGAUUUUUGCUGAAAACAAAAACAGAUGUGCUCAUCCUCCCAGAAGAGGUGGAAUGGAUCAAGUUUAAUGUGGGAAUGAGUGGCUAUUACAUUGUGCAUUACAAGGAUGAUGGAUGGGAUUCCUUGACUGGCCUUUUAAAAGGAACACACACAGCAAUUAGCAGUAAUGAUCGGGCCAGUCUCAUUAACAAUGCAUUUCAGCUUGUCAGCAUUGGAAAGCUGCCGAUUGAAAAGGCCUUGGAUUUAACCCUUUACUUGAAACAUGAAACUGAAAUUAUGCCCGUGUUCCAAGGUUUGAAUGAGCUGAUUCCUAUGUAUAAGUUAAUGGAGAAAAGAGAUAUGAAUGAAGUAGAAACUCAAUUCAAGGCCUUCCUCAUCAGGCUGCUGCAGGGGCUCAUUGACAAGCAGACAUGGACGGACGAUGGCUCUGUCUCAGAGCGAAUGCUGAGGAGCCAGCUCCUCCUCCUCGCCUGUGUGCGCAGGUACCAGCCUUGUGUGCAGAGGGCAGAAGGCUAUUUCAGGAGGUGGAAGGAAUCCAAUGGAAAUCUGAGCCUGCCUAACGAUGUGACUAUGGCGGUGUUUGCCGUGGGGGCCCAGAACACUGAAGGCUGGGAUUUUCUUUAUAGUAAAUAUCAGUCUUCUUUGUCCAGUACCAAGAAGAGUCAAAUUGAAUUUGCUCUCUGUACGAGCCAAAAUAAGGAAAAGCUUCAGUGGCUACUAGAUCAAAGUUUUAAGGGAGAUAUAAUUAAAACUCAGGAGUUUCCACAUAUUCUCACACUUGUUGGGCGAAACCCAGUAGGAUAUCCAUUGGCCUGGCAGUUUCUGAGGGAAAACUGGAAUAAACUUAUACAAAAGUUUGACCUUGGCUCCUCUUCCAUAGCCUACAUGGUAAUGGGAACGACAAAUCAAUUUUCCACAAGAACACGACUUGAAGAGGUAAAAGGAUUCUUCAGCUCUUUGAAAGAAAACGGUUCUCAGCUUCGCUGUGUCCAACAAACAAUCGAAACCAUUGAAGAAAACAUACGCUGGAUGGAUAAGAAUUUUGACAAAAUCAGAGUGUGGCUGCAAAAUGAGAAGCUUGAACUGCUGUAACAGUUUGUUUCUUGCCAGGUUCCUGCUAGCUACAGUCUCCAAAAUUUUGUAGAAUGUGAAUAUUUUUCAAACUAGAGAUGGCUGUUUUGGCUCCAGCAGAAGAUACUCCCUUUCCCUUCAACUCCUUAUUCAUUUGGCAAUUCCUGUGAAGAGAUUGGCUGUUUUUCAUUCAUGGGCUCCUACUACCACAUUUCAUUUAUGGGUGUGUCUUGCCAAAUAAACCCAAGUGGCAGGUUCCUGACAUGGAGGAAUCAACUACCUUAUUUUUCUCAUUUUAUAUUUCAUGCU